ACACCAUAACCUCAGAGCAGAAGUCGACUGAAGAGCGUCACAUCAGAGCAGACCCUCUCUGACAGCCUCAGGUCUGCAGCAGGACUUCAGACUCUCCUCCAGGAUGAACAGAAGAACUCAGCAGGAAAUGGAGGAAAUUGAAGAAGAAGAAGAUGACUCUGUUAAUGCAUCAAGAGGCGCUGUGGAUUCAAAGAGAACCCGUCCAGGCCGGAGGUUUGUUCUUCCGAUAGCAGUGUGUUGGAUCGUACUGUUAGCCAUCAUGGGUCUCCGUAUCUACUUGACCUCUGAACUUUCAGGAAACAAUGCCGAGCUGUACUCACGAAUCCAGGAGCUGGAGACACGGGAGAACAACUUGACACAGAAAAUACAAGACAUGACAACAAACUGGAAUGAGCUCAACAUCAGUCGAGCUCAGUGGAGCAUUGAUUCCUACUGCUUAGGAAACGCCGAUGAUAAGUGUAAAGCUUGUCAGAAGGGCUGGUUACUCACUCAGCCAAGCUGCUAUGCGUAUAAUGACGCUCAGUAUCCUCAUCAAAAAACCUGGGAAGAAGCUCGAGAAGACUGCAGAGGAAGGAAUUCAGAUUUGGCUGUUGCACAUAAUUCAGAUGAAAAGAACGUCAUCUAUAAAUACAGCCGAUUAUAUAGCCGAUAUAUCCGGUUUGGAUCUAUCGAGGAAAAAAGCUUUGGAAAUAGAGGAUUCUGGAUUGGUCUGAGAGUUGAAGAUGGGAAAUGGAAGUGGGUGGAUGGAAGUGAUCUGACUGAUAGCUCCUUUAAUGCAGAGGCUGCUGACGGUCACUGUGCAGUCUCUGUCCUGAGAGAAAGCAACUGGGCAUCAGUGAGCUGUGAAGAGACACAUCAAUGGAUCUGCCAGAAGAAGGCUCUCUCUGUUUAAACAAAGCAGUCAAUCAAAGAAAGUUACUGCUAACUCUUUAAAUGAAGAAAAUGAAACACAUUUACAGGCCUAUAAAUGUUAAACUAUGGAUUAUCCUACUAGAAAAAUCAAAAUAAAUUCCAAACAAUCCAACUUUACCUUGUCAAACAAAAAAAAACAAAAAAAGUUACAUAAACUUUGCAUAAAUGGUUAAACGUGUUGGUAUUAGAGAUGCAACGCUUCAACUCUGCAGAUUAUUGCAAAGACUAUGGACCAUGUUAUUGAAUUGUUUCUACCGGCCAGCAGAGGGCGCUGCAUCACUUGUUCUCAAUACAAAGUUCCAGAGUCUGUUAAAUAACUAUGUUUCAGGAUUCAAAGGUUUAUCGUCAUGACAUUUAGAAACUACGGUGUGAUUAUGUAAUGUAUGAAAACAUGUGAUCUCAGGUUCCUUAACAGUGCAAUUAACAAGACAUAAGAAAUACAUAUAAAAAACAACUAUACAAAUAGAAAUAGUGCAAGCUCAGGUGUUUAAUAGUCUGAUGGCCAGUGGGGUGAAACUGUCCCUGAUGCUAUUCUGAUGACGCACAGUUUAUGGAUGAUUUGUAUCUAUCUGUAUUUGUGUCUUUGAGCAAUGUCUUGUUUCACUCUGUUGUCACCAGUGAAUAAAUGUGCUGCCACACA
Messenger RNA from Gymnodraco acuticeps, 1552 nucleotides. Its product is annotated as C-type lectin domain family 10 member A-like. The record is from RefSeq and is a predicted model, not a curated record. Lineage: Eukaryota; Metazoa; Chordata; Actinopteri; Perciformes; Bathydraconidae. The coding region runs from base 104 to 892 and encodes 262 amino acids. The transcript is spliced from 7 exons.